CAAAGACAAGCCUCUGCUAGGAAAAAGUCCAAUAGGUAACCAUGGCAACGGUUAUUACAGGCCAGUGACCUUUGCCUGAUACGGUGAUACAUUAUUGAUAACUGAUGACGUGUGUCAUUGGGUGUGACGGAGCAGUACAAAAACACGUAACAGCUCGUGCUAGGCACAUUCUUGAAGUAGACACAGAACCGACGACAACGUCUUUUCGCCUCCGUGACGUUUCAGGAGAUUGCCAGAACAAAAAUUGAGGAUGGCGCUACCGUCCCCAAUUACCUUAACUCUGGGCGUGGCCGUCGUCCUGACGUCACUCCCGGCCCCAACCCAGUCCUGUAGCGUCGUCAACUGGCAGGCCAUGUCCUUCCCAGAGCAGGUAGUGGCAGCACAGAUUGCAGUACAUGCCAGGGUCAUGGACAAACUCAAUGAUGGCUUGGUCCCAGAUUGUCCUAGCUGUGGGCGUAGCCCUGACCUCACUCCCUGCCCUCGUCCUGUCCUGUAAAGUGGUGGACUGGCAGCCCAUGUCGUUCCCAGAGCAGGUAGCGGCAGCACAGAUCGUGGUUCAUGCCAGGGUGUUGGAUAAAGUCAAUGGUACUUAUGGCCACUGGCCGUAUGCCUACCGAGGAGUGCUGAGGGUGUACUGUGUGUUUAAGGGCGGCCCACUGCCAGCCAGCAUCACUGUGGAUGAGAUGGGACGACUGACGUCAUGUCACCACACAAAAGUUGACAUCGGUGAAGACUACAUCCUCCUGUUGAAGCGCGACGGCGGCAUGUUCCUACCCGACGAGGUGAACUACCUCUCCGUGGCCUUCCCGGCCGACCAGGACCACUUCGACCAGGUGAGUCGGACGUGCAGCCUCUCCAACUUUACCUCACUGGCAUCAACCGACCCUGCCUCCCAGCCCGGGUGUGUUGUGAACAGGACAGAGACCGGGUCAUCUGCAUGUUUGGGAAGUUCCAGUGCUUCUCAUCGGCAGUCCUACAGUCUCUUAGCAGUGGUUUUUGCAGUGUUCACUUUUGUUCAAGCCCUGUUGGUAUGAGACUGUGUGAAUUUCAAGAAACAGUUUUGAAAGAAAGUGGAACUAGACUUACUAUCGUAUACCCAUAGAUAGGAAGUUAUGUAAUCAUUGUUGUUCUGUUUUGUAAUAAUGAUAUGUUUGUCUGGUUGUGUGGUUUGAUGUACUCAGGGUCUCCUGAAAAACAGGGCUUUUGUCCUGAGCGUGUAUAUAAUAAAUAAGAAUGAAUUAAAUGAAACUUAGGAAUUUCAAGAAACAAGUUCGAAAGAAAGUGGUACUGGACUGUCAGAACAGUCUUUGACCAGAUGUCUGAAACAGGCAGAGUCAUAUAUGGCCCUGAUCAAUCAAGACCAUUGUAGACCCGUAUCAAAUUCAGCCCUAUACGCCAUAAGCUGUGACUCUGUCACAUAGGGCACAUCUUUUAGCUGAUUACGGUCUGUUGCAAGGGAAUUAAGAAUUGUACAAGUAUCUCUGUCACUGUUUUUUCUUUCUUUCUUUCAAUCAUCCAAAUCCUGUCAGAGAUACAACAUAAAAUUUCUCUGUGCCAGACCAACUGCUGUAUAUCUCAGCCACAUCAAAGAAAAAUAGAAUCACCAACUCCUGUGUUUUCUCCAGUCUGUUACUUUAUUUUGGCUUCACCGAUGGAGGAAAAAUAUAUUAUGUAUAAUCGUGAUAUUACCUCUCGUCAAAGAUGGCAGCAUUAGGAAGAAAGAUAACUAUGCAAAACGAUGAUUUAAUCAUUAUAUUUUCAUGUUGUUUAUACUUUUAUAUGUACAAAGAAUGCAUACAUGUACAUGUAUGUACCAUUUAAGCGUAGACACUUCUUCUGGAACCCGGAAGACAAGCGAAAAUUUUCAACACCAUAUAGUAGACAGUAGAAGCCGGUUAAUUGCACAACGGAUUAACACACACUUCUGUUGACUGCACAGAAUCCCCAAAUCCCAAACCGGUGCGGUCCAGCUGGAUACCUUCGCAUUAUUGCACCAGCCGAAUAAUUGCACAAAAUAUGCUGGCAAAUAGGCUGUGCAAUUAAACGGCUUCUACUGUAACAUGUACACUAUACACAGACAAGUGCGGGCUAUAGGCGUAUCUGAAAUACAACUCCAAUUUUACCCGUACUACUUAUGCAAGUGGUAUUGCAACCCAUGUACAUGUACAUUUUAUGUACAGGGAAGAGCAUAAGGCAAGCUUAUCAUGACUAAUAAAAGCUUCACAAUCAUUUGGUUUUCUUUUUCACUAUCACCUGUAAUAUCUACAAGCAUGGCAAAGAAAUUGCUAGUGCUACAUGUUAUUUAGUGUCUAUCAGACAAAUUUUACAAUCCAACCAGUCCAUUAUAAACGACCACUCAAGGGACACUAGUACAGGUGGUCCUUAUAUAGAGGUUGCUCUAUAUACAAAUGGCCAGGUGGCCCUUAUGUACGGGUGGUCACUAGUACAGGUUUGACUGUAUAUCAAUUUCCAGGUGGCAUGGUCCUUAUGUAGAGGUGGUCACUUGUACAGGUUGGACUGUAUUAUAUCAAUGGCCAGGUGGCCCUUAUGUAGAGGUCGCUAGUAGAGGUUGCACAAUAUAU
Messenger RNA from Branchiostoma floridae (Florida lancelet), 2582 nucleotides. RefSeq lists its product as uncharacterized. The transcript is spliced from 6 exons. Lineage: Eukaryota; Metazoa; Chordata; Leptocardii; Amphioxiformes; Branchiostomatidae. The coding region runs from base 396 to 1034 and encodes 212 amino acids. The record is from RefSeq and is a predicted model, not a curated record.